Messenger RNA from Protopolystoma xenopodis, 342 nucleotides. NCBI's taxonomy places the organism in Eukaryota, Metazoa, Platyhelminthes, Monogenea, Polystomatidea, Polystomatidae. The record is from the annotation of a GenBank genome assembly.
AUGCAACUUUGUGAACGACUGACUGGAUGGACGGUCGGCGCUAACGCCGGUCGUUUCAUGUUUUCCUCUGGUUUGACGGCAGGUCCGUAUUGGUUGUUUUGGCCACCCUUUCCGUCUUGCCCAAUUUGGAGCAUUGACAGCCCCAAGAGGAUGGUUGGAGUGUACGUUUCUACCGUCUUCUCUAUUUAUGUGGCCGUCUCACGUGGUCUCAGCCGCAGAACACAUCGUGACCUCGCCAGAGCUGGGAUAGCUCGGGCUUACAAUAUCGGGUUGAGCAUUCAGCUCCGGUCGUGCUUUCCUUUCUUUUCUGUCUUCUUCGGACAGUUGUGUCCACUUGCGUAG